AUGUCGAUUUUCGCCUCCGAAUGUGGCUCCGAAAUUCAAUUGGGAUAUUUAUAUGUCAACAAACGAGGAACGACGCGGUGGCUUUGCACCGGAAAUUUCAUCCCCUCGGGCGAUUUUUACUUUUUCACAACGAGUCGAAACACAAAUUUAGCGGACACCCAGGCGGACGUGGUGCUCUACGUGGUACUCUCGGUGGUCAUAUUGUUGCUGUCGCUCGGAUCAUAUUUCAUCGUUAAAUUCUAUCGCAAAAAGGGACAUCACCAGUCAUUGUAUAAUAUGACUGCCAACGAAUAUCAUCCCGAAUUUUAUCCGGAGCAUGAUAAGAAAUCCUUAUCAUUGCAGCCAGAUUUGACACAGACGGUGCCACCUUGUUACGAAUAUCCUUUCACAACCCCGGCCACCUCUGUUACGCGAUCCGUUUCAGAACACCACUACGAUGUUCCCCACAUCACUUCAGCAAGUGAUAUUCAGAUGUCUCCAGCAACGAGUUCAACGCUAGAAUCCUCUAGCGGCAAAAGAAGCCAACUAAGCGGGCUCACCAAUAAUUCGGACUCCACUUAUGAAGUUGCUACAGAGUCGGUAACUCUGCCGCUACCCUACGCUGUAACCCCUGCAUCCGGGGGUAACUACUCUAGCGGAAACUACACCAGCGCUACGGUGAACUACAGCGGAGCUUACUUGAACUUGAAAGAAAGCUCGGUAAGCCUUCUGGUGCCAGAUGGAGCAUUAGCGCGAUCUAGAAAACAGGACCUCUUUCUGUCGAUCCUCAAUGAGGAUUGCUUUAGGCCCAAACUAACAGAGAACGUCACCCAGCUUAGCCCCGUGGUCUCUUGCGGACCCAAUGUCGAAUUAAAUAAGCCUGUCGUUCUCAAAAUUCCACACUGUGCCGAAUUGUCCAGAAAUAAUUGGUUAAUAUCCGUACUACAAAGUGACUGCAGCGAUUCGCAAUGGCAAACGGCGGUAACUUUGGGACAAGAAACAAUAAAUACGGGAGUUUUCUGCCAACUGGAUAAAGAUAUUGCUUAUUUGGUCACAGAUUCCUUAUCUCGUUAUGUCCUUGUUGGUCAAUCUACUGAUGGAAUGGCCAUCAAAAGACUAAAGCUGGCGGUGUUUGCGCCAAAAUUAUGUUUCCAAUCUUCUGCAGACUUCAGCGUCAGGGUUUACGUAUUGGAAGAUACUGAAAGUUCAAUGGAAACCGUUUUUGGACAAGAGAAACGACUGGGAGGAUUCCUCAUGGACGAACCACGUUCGAUAUACUUCCAGGACGGAGGCAACAAUCUUUCUUUGAGUUUAGAUAAUAUUUCUGACGGUUGGAACGCAAAGCCUGGGUCCAAUUAUCAAGAGAUACCGUUUAGACAUUUGUGGCAAGCCAGUAGUAAUAGUUUACAUUGUUCCUUCACUCUGGAGUCCUACGAUUUAAACCGUCGUCUCAGUUUCACAGUUCGAGUCAAUCAGAAAUGUUUUGAUAACCAUCAGGCGUUCGACGUCAUGUGCAAGGACGAAUCAGUAAUGACAAAUACGUCGGGAUCAGCAGGGAAAGCCUAUCAAGAGUUAGUGCCAAAAAUAAUGAUCCACAAUGAAUCUCCACGUUCCACUUGCGAAUCAUCGAAAUCUCACAAAUCUCAGCAAGGAUUCAAGAGUACCCAGGAAGAAUUGUUACUGCCAAAGCAGGCUAAAAACGUGAUCGUAACUGAUAGAGGUGUUUCAACUUGUGAUGACUUUGUGUUUAGACUUAAUCGUCAAGUGAGAAAACAACUUUGCCAAUGCCUGGACCUGCCAAAUUCUCGAAACAAUGAUUGGAGAAUGUUAGCCCACGCCCUGUCGGUUGAUAGGUACAUCAACUAUUUUGCAACUAAACCUUCUCCAACAGACUGUAUAUUAGACCUUUGGGAAGCUAGAAACAGGCAAAGCAACGCUAUAACUGAUCUGAUUAAGAUUCUUAAAGAAAUGGACCGAUAUGAUGCAGCAAGUUUGCUAGAAAACAGUUUAGGCCCUAACUGGUUGUAAUCAAUGUUUUCAAAGAUUUUACUAUCCUUUCAUUCGGUUGUUGACGAAACUAAUGUUAAAUUAUUAUAAUAAUUAAAACUUAUCUUAUCGUCCUCUUACUUGUACUUCUCUACUCGUAAAAUUUCUUAAUUUUUUCUGUCUAGCAUCAGAUAACCUUAAUUAAAGUUUAAUGGUCUAAAUUAAGGGUGUAUUUUGUUGUUACAAUGAUUGUACAGAAAAAAUGGAUUUAAUAGAAAAAAUGCAAAAGGAAAUUUAUCUCAGAAUUUAGAUAGCAACAUCGAAGGGUAAGAGGACUAGUUGUGAAUGUUUUCGCAUCACCUUGUACACAAGCAACUGUCAAUUAUUUACGUAGACAGGGGAGAGACUGACAUCUAGAUUAAAUCUACUAAAAUUACAUUAUUAUUAAAACUUCUUGUGCCAACAAACAAUCAGCAGCUAUAGAAAUUAAUAUUUUUGCUAGAAUUUAUUGUUCUUAUUUAAGCGGCUAUUUUAUACGUAAUUCUAUUUAUGUUCGUAUAGUGAUUCUGAUUACCUAACAACAACUGAAUGAAAUAAACAUAGCUACCAACCUACUGUCUUUACCUACUUACAUGCAAUACUUCGAAGUACAUUUAUAAUUUUUCUAAUAGAUAAAUAAAAUUAAAUGGACACCACCUAGAGGGCAGCUUUAACAGUGUGCAAUUAUUAUCCUAAAAGAAUUGGUUCCCGGAAAGCUAUAUUUCUUCACUUGUUAGAAAGGUGCACUAAUAUGUCUAAAGGUAUAAUAACGGUACGUGUGUGCAUUAUUAUACAUAUAAGGUACAAUAAUUACCCACUAUUAUACCAGAGCAUUAACUCAAUGUAAAUUAUAUAUUUAGCGUUCAUCUGUGUACAUUGUAACAGAAACAUGGAUGUAAAACGUGUAGUUUUAUACUCGAAUCAAAAAAAGUAGUUUUCUAGAGUUUAUAUUAGACCCGUUUUGUACAAACGAAUUCUUUAUGUUGUCUAUACACCUGAAUCUACGAAAUGCAUUUUAGAAUGAAUGUAAAUAGAUAAAAAUUUUCGUAAAUU
Messenger RNA from Agrilus planipennis (emerald ash borer), 3057 nucleotides. RefSeq names its product netrin receptor UNC5C. The record is from RefSeq and is a predicted model, not a curated record. The coding region runs from base 1 to 2007 and encodes 668 amino acids. Lineage: Eukaryota; Metazoa; Arthropoda; Insecta; Coleoptera; Buprestidae. Gene Ontology annotation, cellular component: membrane. The transcript has 4 exons. Gene Ontology annotation, biological process: motor neuron axon guidance; netrin-activated signaling pathway. Gene Ontology annotation, molecular function: protein binding; netrin receptor activity.